This is a messenger RNA of Malaya genurostris, 2844 nucleotides long. RefSeq lists its product as uncharacterized. NCBI's taxonomy places the organism in Eukaryota, Metazoa, Arthropoda, Insecta, Diptera, Culicidae. The transcript is spliced from 5 exons. Bases 1190 to 2422 code for a protein of 410 amino acids. The record is from RefSeq and is a predicted model, not a curated record.
UUUCUUUUUGUCGUGAAUUCUUUAGUAUGGGGCGCUUUUUGAUCGUGAUAUCUAACACAUUCAAUUACGACAGUAACGCUGUCUCGCAAUACGAAAAAGAAAAUUUUGAUUUAAAAACAUCUUUAUACUAGUAUACUUUAUACAAAUUGUUAGAACAAAGGUUUCCACUUAAUUUGCGCAUUCUACUUUCCAGGCGUAUCAGAACUGGGUAAAUUUAAAGCAAUCCUAAAUAUUUCUUUAUCACAGUGAUGUGAUCGUCCUGAAAAGGACGGGGUUUUCAACUCCUCGUCGUUACGGAUGGCCAGCUGCAGAUGGCGAGGGAUGAUUUUCGUUUUCUUGUUGGCACGGGCAGCAUUACCGGCCAAUUCCAACACUUCGGCAGCCAAGUACUCCAACACUGCCGCCAGAUAGACCGGUGCACCGGUAUCGACACGUUCGGCGUAGUUCCUCUUCCGAUGCAAACGAUGGAUUCUGCGCCAACUGGGAACUGCAGACCAGCACGGUUUGAGCGGGACUUUGCCUUGCCCUUAAUUGCUCCUCCUGCGUGCGUGUUUCCGCGUAAAAAUUCCACAAGAAGCUGUUAACAGCUAGAUAGCCAAUUCAGUAUUACUGACUGCCGCCGUACUAACCUCUCUUUUAUAUCGUCUCACUGUUUCCCGUUCUGCGAAGGGGAGGUCCGUACACUGCUACCAGUAUAAAAUGAAAUAUGAUGUGAGAAAUAGCGUCAUUUAAGUUAAACCAGCUACUCUGUACGUACACUCAACUGAAAACGAAUGUUCAUUCCACAUGAUAAAUCAUUCGACUGACAUUGGUCUUCAAACAUAUUAGUUUUAUCUGACGCAUCUAAAAAUAACGUGAAAAUAAAGUGAAAUUAAUCUUAUAUCAACGUGCUUCUUACGUGAUUCUCGCGAAGUCAUUUUUGUUUUGUGUUUUGACAAUCAUGUUUGUGUUACGUGAUUUUCCAGUAUGCAGAAAAACGAAACAAGAUGACUGGAACUAGUCGAGUUACUAACGAUUUGUUAAGUGAUUUGGAAUUCACGAGUGAUUUACUAGAAGUUUUUAGGAUCUAGCUACGAUAAAUAAACUAACUGCCUACUUGAAUAAUCUUAAACAAAAAUGUUAAUUUUCACGUUAAUUUCACGUUUUUUCACCAGGAGGAACCAAUUGGAAAUACGGUGCUAUUUAUGAUAUGAUAGAUGCUUGGAGGGAGCGAAAUCAAUCAGCUAUCGCGGAGGAAGUUAGACUGAGUGUAUGCAAGGAAAAACUGAUUAUUGCAAAUUCGAAGGAAAGUGAAAGUUCACCUCCACAAUCUUCUCUGUUCAAUCAAGGGGAAACUCAAGAGUCAAUCGGCUUGGACGCCGAGGAAAAUCAAGUUGUGUCAACGGAAGUUGAAUAUCAAUCUGCCGAAUUGAGCCUCCGAAUCACCCAGGAGAAUUGUCCCAAUUUCGCAGAUAUCAUAAACAAUCCGGUGCAAACAGUUCAAUGUACUUCUACUGCCGAGAAAGCCGAAUCGCGUUUGUGUUUGGAAAAUCGUAAUACAUCAAAUUAUUCAUUCGCUACGGGAGACGCAGCAGUUCCGCUAUCACCCAGUGUUUUAUUAGCGCUUCUGACCCAAACCAAGGAGGGGAAAGAAAUAACAAUAUGUGCUAAGGACGGAGAACUUUCAGAGGCUAAGCAGUUUCAACUAGCUGGUGUGAUCGCUCGUUAUCAUUUAGGUCAGUGUAAGAUCACUAAAAAAGAGCUCUUGGAGAAUUACGUUCGUGUUAUAACCACUCUUUUACCACACGAAAAGGCUGUAAAUUAUUACAUUCCUAGAAAUGGGGACCGAAAAAACUUCGUUGGCAAAGUUGCAAAUAAGAUAGGAAAUUUGAAGCAAAAAAAGCGGAAAUCUGAUGCAAAAGAGGAAGAACACAGGAAAAAAAUUAAGUGCAAAAAACCGAUUGAUACGUUGACAGAUCCAGAAGUGCAAGUUACAACUGAAUGGUCAAAAUUAAAUUCAGAGCCAUGGAGUACGGUACUGGAAAUGUGGCCCAAAGCGUUUGUAUGUCGUAAACAAUACCUCCGAUACAAAAAGCAGAUAAUGCAACUUUUUUUAUCGUUCGAGCACUACAAAUUGCGACCGGGAUAUCAAUUAUUCGAUAUUGAUUUUCAUCUUACUAACAUCGGUACACUAAGUGGAUUGGAAAGGCUGGCAAGUUUUAGAGCGGGAUUGAUUACCUAUGUAACGAAACAUGCUCAGGAUCCAUCGGCAGACAGUUUGAUUUCCGUUUCGAUUGAUAGUUCCUCAUCUGAAGAUACCAAACUCUGCACGCUUUUGCUUGGACUUAAUACAAUAUUACUAUCGAUAUCUGCAGGAUUGCAUUUCAAACCAACUAUUCUUGUAGCACAAGAGGAUACAAUUUUGUUCGUGCCGACAGAAUAACAAAUUCGUUCAAAAAUCCAAUCAGUUUAUGCAGUCUUAUGCUGAGCGUAAUCUACCGAUUGUACCGAAGCUCGUAUUUUUAGGAUCUAGCUACGAUCAACUUGAUGGGAGAUUCUUCGUAUGUUAUGACACUGUGUUAUAUGAACUACCUUCAGCGACAAGAUCUCUAGAUGUACUCAUAAAACUAACAGCAGCAUUGGAUCUACCAUAUUCAAAACUCUCCAAACUAGUUUGGCAUUUUUUGAGUUCGUACGUGUAUGAAAUAGAAAAACGAGAAACCUAUACCAGCAUAAAUAAACUAACUGCCUACUUGAAUAAUCUUAAACAAAAAUGUUAAUAAAGUGCAUGCUAUUCGAUUGCAGUGAAAGCUUCAUCAGCUGCGUCUCAUAUUUAGAUAAUCCAAAGAACCAUCUUGUCUGUCA